AUGGGAAUCGUUUCAAUGGCAACCACUCUGUUUCUGCUUAUGGGUGUUGCACCUUUGGCUUUAGCUGGCGGCAGCCAUAACUACGGCGAAGCUUUAAGCAAAAGCAUUCUGUUCUUCGAAGCUCAGAGAUCUGGUUAUCUUCCUGGAAAUCAAAGAGUCAAAUGGCGAGGAAAUUCUGGUCUCUUCGAUGGCAAAGCCAAUGGGGUGGAUCUGGUGGGAGGGUAUUAUGAUGCAGGGGAUAAUGUGAAAUUUGGGCUUCCAAUGGCGUUUACAGUGACGAUGAUGGCAUGGAGUAUAAUGGAGUAUGGAAAGCAAAUGGGUGAGAGUGGUGAGCUUGGUCACGCCAUGGAUGCUGUUAAAUGGGGAACUGAUUACCUCAUUAAAGCUCACCCUCAACCUCAUGUUCUCUAUGGAGAGGUCGGAGAUGGUAACACAGACCACUAUUGUUGGCAAAGACCCGAAGACAUGACCACUUCUCGAAAUGCUUACAGAAUUGACCAAAAUAACCCUGGCUCCGACCUUGCUGGAGAAACUGCCGCUGCUAUGGCUGCCGCUUCUAUUGUCUUCCGUCGCUCUAACCCGGCUUAUUCUCGAGAGCUUCUCACCCACGCGUACCAGCUAUUCGAUUUUGCCGACAAAUACAGGGGUAAAUAUGACAGUAGCAUCACCGUGGCCCAGAAAUACUACCGCUCUGUCAGUGGAUACGCUGAUGAAUUGCUAUGGGGAGCUGCUUGGUUGUACAAGGCAACAGGCAAUGAGUACUACUUGGAUUACCUGGGUAAAAAUGGCGAUGCUCUUGGCGGGACUGGGUGGGCCAUGACUGAGUUCGGUUGGGAUGUUAAGUAUGCCGGGGUUCAGACCCUUGUCGCUAAGUUUCUAAUGGGAGGGAAAGCAGGAAAUCAUGCUCCUGUGUUCGGGAAGUACCAAGAAAAGGCAGAAUUUUUCAUGUGUUCUUGUCUUGGAAAGAGUAGCCACAACGUGCAGAAGACUCCCGGUGGUCUAAUUUUCAGGCAACGAUGGAACAACUUGCAAUUUGUCACGAGUGCGUCUUUCCUCCUCACCGUGUACUCCGAUUACUUGACGUCCGCCCGAAAAAGCCUACAAUGUUCUUCGGGAACUGUUGCCCCCUCGGAGCUACUUGCAUUCGCUAAGUCACAGGUGGAUUACAUUCUUGGAGACAACCCAAGAGCAACAAGUUACAUGGUUGGAUAUGGAAACAACUUCCCACAACAAGUGCACCAUAGAGGUUCAUCCAUUGUUUCGGUUAAGGUUAACCCAUCGUUCGUUAGUUGUAGAGGUGGUUAUGCAACAUGGUUCAGUAGGAAAGCAAGUGACCCGAAUCUUUUGACUGGUGCCAUUGUUGGUGGACCCGAUGCCUAUGACAAUUUCGCGGACCAUAGAGACAAUUAUGAGCAAACCGAGCCUGCUACUUAUAACAACGCUCCUCUUCUUGGGAUAUUGGCUAGGCUACAUGGUGGUCAUGGUGGCUACAACCAGCUGCUUCCGGUUGAAAUUCCUGUUGCUAAGCCUAUUGCUGUUCAACCAAAGCCUACCCCAGUUAAAGAAACUUCAUCUGCAGCUCCAAUUGCAAUUGAACAAAAGACUACAACUUCAUGGGUGGCCAAUGGGAAAACAUACUACAGAUACUCAGUUGUUGUGGCUAACAAAUCUAGCAAGACCAUCAAGAACCUCAAUCUAUCGGUCUCCAAGCUCUACGGUCCACUAUGGGGUCUAACCAAGACCACAGGCGGCUCAUAUGGGUUCCCAACAUGGGUUCGAUCAUUACCCGCUGGGAAAACCAUGGAGUUUGUGUACAUCCACACGGCUUCACCCGCAGAAGUUUCGGUCUCGAGCUACACAUUGGCUUAAAUCAAGAUCAAGAAUGCGAAUCAAUCGAUAACAUGCAAACUUGAGGUUAAAAAUUUAUGGGGUUUUAAAGAUUUGUGAAGGCCUGCAAGAAUGGGGUUUUUUCAAGUUGUGAUUCUUUUUGUGGUGUGUAAGUAUGGAGGAAGAAAGGAGUGAAGAGAUAAAAUGCUCAUCCUCUUUCUCAUCUUUUAGUUGAGUGGAAAGAUAGAGUAGUUGUUUGUUUUUGUGUGUGUGUUUUUUUGUACUUCAAAUUAGGAUUUUGAAGGUGUUUUUUGCUUGUUUUUGGUGUGUGUUUUUGUGUUGUAAAUUUGGCAACAUCUAAAGUUCCAAUAUGAAUAUAGAUUGCAACACAUUUUAUGUCUUA
Cynara cardunculus var. scolymus (artichoke) is the source of this 2230-nucleotide messenger RNA. RefSeq names its product endoglucanase 6-like. Gene Ontology annotation, molecular function: hydrolase activity, hydrolyzing O-glycosyl compounds; carbohydrate binding. Gene Ontology annotation, biological process: carbohydrate metabolic process. Lineage: Eukaryota; Viridiplantae; Streptophyta; Magnoliopsida; Asterales; Asteraceae. The record is from RefSeq and is a predicted model, not a curated record. The transcript has 9 exons. The coding region runs from base 1 to 1869 and encodes 622 amino acids.